CCGCAAAAAUGACAGUUCGCGAAGAAGUGACAUUUCAGUAACAUCUAAUCGCAAUUUCUCACUGGCUGAAAGUAAUAAAAAAAAAAUUAAUAUUUUUAAUUCAGUGAACGCAUUUUAAACUUUUUUUUUUGGAAAAGAAAAUUUUGCAGUUUUUACUCUCAAUAUAUUAUAGUUGCUACAAUUUUAUUAAUUGUUGGAAAGCUUUAUUUUGAUGAAACCGGUUUUCAUAUUUUACCACAAGGUAUAAUAAUUCUGACUAACCAGCCCACCAUACCUCCAGAGACCAAAAAGAAAAAAAAAAGAAAAACGAAAAUAAUAAAGAAAAAAGUCACAUCAUACGAAUUUCACAUUCCUACUCAUUCCUCAUCAAAUAUUUAAAAAGAGUAAUAUUUUGUAUAUGAAAAGGAAGGAAAAAUUUGAUUACCUACCAAAAAGAAAUUUUUAAUCGUCAUAUUUUUGGCUUGCCUACUUGAAGUGUAUGAUAAAAAUAAUCGAUCGGAAUUUAACGAGAAAGGAAAUCAAAUCACACAAAAAGUUCAUGGUUAAAAUAAUUGUUGAACAACCAAAACAUAUUUAAACUAGAGAGCAACUAAAAUUUUUAUUUGUAUCGUGUUGUAUUUUAUAUGAAUUAAAUAUACUAAAAUUUAAUAAAAUACUACUUAUAGGUAGUAGGGUGGUAUCAUCUGCUGUUAGCUAUUAAAUGUUUAACAAGAAAAUAAAAAUAAAUUUGAAAAGUUAAUAAAGCUAAGCUUAAAAGCUUCAUUUUAUUCGUAUUACUUACGCCGGUGAGAUCGCGUGUUGCUGCUCUGUCUAUUGAAUUUAUAAAUUCAGUCAGUCUGUCGUAUUCGCUAAAACUAAACUGUUCUUGUAAAAGGAAAAAUAAUUUUUUUGAAAAUAUUUUGUAAAAAUUGCACAAUAAUUUGCAUUAAAUUUGUAAAAUAAUUUUAUAUUUAGUGAGGCUUUAUACAUGAAUUCACUUAUUUAUACAUCAUUUAUGAAUUUUUAAAAAUAUUUUUUAUUAUUAUUUUGGUUUUGUUUGUUUUUUUUUGUAACGAAAGUAAUAAAAAUAAUAAUUACUAAGUGGUGCGGUUUGAAAAUACACAGUGUUCAAUUACGUUAAAUUUCAAACUGCUUAAAAUGAUUCAUGUUUAAAUUAAAAAAAAUUUAUUAAUUUGUUAUAUUUAUAUAAUAUAUUAAUACAUAAAUGUAUUAAUAAUAAUUGUUCUUUAACAAAACAACAAAACAAAAAAAAAAAAGUGAAAAUUUCAAAAAAAUUUACACAUUUACCUAUCUACCUAAAUAAAAAAAAUAUUUAAUCUUUAUAUAAACAAAAAAAAAUUAAGCACAUUCAACAUGAAUAUGGAUACCAGUAGUGUUACACCAAAUUAUUCUUAUAUAUUUAAUUUUGAGAAUGAUUUUGUUCAUUAUAAAACCCGGCUGUGGAUGAUUGAUAAUUGGACAUUAGUAUUUUAUUAUAGUGCUGCAUAUAUUAUGGUUAUAUUUGGUGUACAACAUUUUAUGAAAAAUCGACCAAAAUAUGAAUUAAGAGGAUUAUUAAUAUUAUGGAAUACAGCAUUAGCAAUGUUCAGUUUUAUGGGUUUUACACGCACAGCACCCGAAUUAAUUCAUGUAUUACGUAAUUAUGGUUUAUAUCAUUCAAUAUGUGUACCAACAUUUAUUGAACAAGAUCGUGUUAGUGGAUUUUGGACAUGGUUAUUUGUUUUAUCAAAAUUACCAGAAUUGGGUGAUACAAUAUUUAUUGUAUUAAGAAAACAACCAUUAAUAUUUUUACAUUGGUAUCAUCAUAUUACUGUUUUAAUGUAUUCAUGGUUUUCUUAUUCAGAGUAUACAGCAUCAGCACGUUGGUUUAUUGUUAUGAAUUAUUGUGUACAUUCCAUAAUGUAUUCAUAUUAUGCAUUAAAAGCAGCUAAAUUUCAACCACCACGUUUUAUUGCAAUGAUUAUAACAACAUUACAAUUAAUUCAAAUGAUUGUUGGUUGUACAAUUAAUGUAUGGGCUCGUGAUUUUCUACAAACACAUGGAAGACAAGCAUGUCAUAUAUCUACAACAAAUAUUAGAGUAUCACUAGUCAUGUAUUUCAGUUAUUUUAUAUUAUUUGCAAGAUUCUUCUAUAAAGCAUAUAUAUCACCAUCACCGUCCAAAAGGGAAAGCCAUAAAAAACACAUUUAUGAUCCGUCAUCAUCAAGAAUAGAAUCAACAAAAACCAAAGUAGAUUUUACAAAUAAUCUGGAUGCUACAACUGGAAAAGUAAAAGCUCAUUAAAUAUGAUAAAGUCUAAUUCUAAAUUAUUCAACCUAAUAUAUAUUAUAUUACAAUAUAUGUAUUAUGUAUAUUCAGAAAAUUUUAUUAAUAAUUAUUAUUAUUAUUUUUUUAAUAAUAAGAAAAAGUAGAAAUGGUUAAAAGUUUCUAGUUUUUGUUUUUCUUGAAGAAAAGAAUCAAAUAAACAGAAAAAAUAAAAAAAAAAAAUUAGUUAAAUUAGGUACUUAGCCUCAAAAUAAAAUUUAUUUAAAAAGUAAAUGCUUGGCCAUUACAAUAUUUUGCAAGUCAAAAAUAAGUAAAUGUACCUAGGUAAAAAAAAAAAACAAGUAAACUAUAUAUAUUACAUAGAUAUUAAUAUUUAUUUAAGAAAAAAAAACCAACCAGAACAAAUUUAUCGCAUUUUGAUAGAAAUUUAAUUCAAAAAUAAAAUAUGUAAAAAAUAUUUGAAAACACAUUAAAAGCAGAAGAAAAUGAAUACUGCCCCACUGCUCGACUAUUUGUGAGAAUAAUUAAUUGUUUAUUAUUAUAAAAGCGAAACGCAAAGAGCUAAUAAUCAAAUAAAUUGUAAUUUUUCUUUCCAUUUGCUAAAUUUAUUUUUAUACCCAGCAAGGUAUUUAUUUUUUUUUUAAUUUUCAUUAUGAAAAGUAGAAAUUUGGAACCGGUAAUUUAGAAAACAGGAAGAGUGUAGUUGUAUUCGUUUUUGGUUAUUUUCUUGUUCUACUUUAAUAAAGUCUGAGAUAUUGAUUAAAGUUUUCGCUUUUGCAAAAUGCUUCUGCUUCUAAUGUAUUAUUCAUUUUAAAAUUGAAAAUUUGAAAAAAAUAAAAAUACCACACUAUAAGAAAAAGGAAUUAAUUUAUGAUAAUAGUAAAAAAAUUAAUAAAAUGUUUCAAUUAUAUAUUAAUAUUAUAAAUGUAAAUUAUUUUUCAAAAAAAAAAAAAAAGAAAUGUUAAGAUAAAUUAUACUUACAUACAUAUUUAGUUUUUUGAUUGAUUCAAAUUUAAAAGAAAUCAAAAUUUCAAAAAAGAGAAAAAACAAAAAAAAAAACAAGAUUUAUUGACCUAAAAAUUUAAUUUAUAAAAAAAAAUUAGGUGUUAAGUAAAACAAAAAAAUAAUGUUACAAAAAAAUUUAUAUACAUACAACAUAUAUAUUAUAUAUUUGGGGAAAUAUUUGAUGAAAAAAAAAACAUAAAACACAAAGUAUUUUUUAUUAUUUGUUGGAAAAAAGGGAUACAAUGUAAAGCCUUCAUUAUAUUUUAUUUUGCUAGAUUUAAGUUAAAAAAAAAUGAGAACGAAAUACAAUGUAAUUCAUUCAGUUGGAUAAUAUUCAAUAUUACGGUUAUAGUUUAUAAUGGGAUAAUAUUAAAACGUUUGUUGUCAAAAAUUUUUAUUAAAAAUAAGUUGGCAUACUGUGGAUUAUCGAUCGUAUCCAAAUUAAUGGGAAAUUGCUCCUAAUUAUAAGUGUAUCUACAUUAUAUCUACAAUAUGAAACAACAGCAUCUAAUGUGACAACAAGUCAUAAUUGUGUAACCUAUUCACGUAACAAACUCUCCUAUUUUCUGUCAUUCAAUUCAUAGAGUUGUUUAAAAUUUAUAAAAAAAUUUAAGUUAACAAUUAUUCUUUCAUUUAUUUGAUUUCAUAUCUCAAUCUCAUUAAUUCCUGCUAUAAAAAAUUAAAAAAAUUAAUCAAAAUGACAAAAUUUAAAUCAUGUUUUUGUUUCUUUUUUUAUAUCAUGUUUUGUUUUUAAUUAUAUUUGAUUGUAUAUAUAUAUAUUGUACCGGAAGAUAAUGAACUUUUUAGGUAAAUAAAUUGACAUGAAAACUAAAAAUACAAAUAAAGCAUUAAUUAUGCACGUUUUGCAAUUGAAUCUAGAUAAUGUAGGUAUCUAUUUUUUGCUAAAAAUUAUCCCAAAAUACACACUCUUACCGUAAUAUAUAUAUAUAUAUAUAUAUAUUUAUAAUAUAGACGCUUUAUAUAGAAAAACAUGAAAUGAUUAAGGAAUACGGCUAUGUACAUAUACGUAAAAGAAAAAAAAGAAAAAAAAAAAAACAAAGAAAAUUAUUUAAUAAAAAGAAAAAAAAUUUACAAAAUAUUUAAAGUAGAACGAAACCAAAAUAAACAAAUUUUUAAAAUUAUAUUAAUAUUUAAAUUAAUAAAUUAUUUUCAUUACUAUUUUUUUUUUUAUAAAUAAAAUUGUAAGCAAAAUAAAUUCAUUCAUAUAUAAAAUAUCAUUGUAAACAGCAUAUAUUUUAAUUUAUUAGAUUAUUUUAAUGAUUAUCCGAAAUUUUCUUAUUAUCAGCUAAUUAAUAUUCAUAUUUAACUUAAAUAUUCUAUAGAUUAUUUAGUUUUCAAGAAUUAAUUUCCAUAUAAUAUUUUAUUAAAUAAAUAUUUUUUAUACAUAUGCAAAAACUAAGAAGAAAAGUGAUCGAGUAUUAAGAAUUAUAUUAUUUCAUGUAAUAAGUAUAACAAAAUAUUAAAAUCAUAUUUUAAUAUGCAUUUCUUUACUUGUCAUUAAAUAAAUUAAUAAUUUUUUAUCCCAUUAAUAUGAGAUUAACUUUGAAUUUAAUAUGAAUUUCUAAUGGCUGUAAUAAGACGUUUUUGUAAUACAAUUUCUUUAACAACCUCAUAUCCUUUCAAAGAAUAGAGUAGUAAGAAACGAUACAAUAUUGUGCAUUUAAAUAUUUUCGUAUAUAUGUACAUAUUUUUAAAAAACAUAUAUAUUUGUACUAUUAAAUAUUUAAAAAAAAAAUUAAUAAGUAUUUAAAAUUUUCGUAAAAUUCAACAUCACCAAUCAAUGGAUAUAAAAUUGUUUUCCCUUUACAAUUAUUUAUUAUAUUGUAUAAGUAAGGUUAAAUUUAAAUAAUGAUUCCUAAUUUUUAUCAUAAAAAGAAAAAACUUUAUCAUUCCAAAAUAAUAAAUGAAAAUUAAUAUUUUUAUAAAAUAUUUUUCACUGUUGUAAAAAAUUUAGUGAUGAAAAAUACUUAGAAAUAUUUUUUUUUUUGUAAUUUAAGAUUAUUUGUUAUUAACUUGAAAGAAAAUAUUAAUUUGUUAAUUGCCUACAUACUGAAUGAAUUUAAAACAUAUUGUAGUUUGUUUUAGGACGAAUGAAUUUAUUUUGCUUUAAAUAUCGUUUUCCAAAAUAGAAAUAUUUUCAAGUUUUAAAAGACUCCUGUUGUAUUUUUUCAGUUUUUCUUUUCAUUAAUUAUAAAAUACAUAAAUAUGUUACGAUACAUUUUUAUUUUUAAGAAACGAAAACAAAAAUUAUUGAAUUCAACCACUAUUAUUUAGAGAUCCAAGAAAAAAAGAAUAAAAACGAUUUGUGAAAGCAGAAACAUUUAAAAUGAAAAAAAAAAUAAGAAAACAAGAAAAAUACACUUUUAGAAAAAGAAAAGAAAGUAAAGAUAAUAAAAAGUAAAAAAAAUUGAUCAAAUUAAAAA
This is a messenger RNA of Condylostylus longicornis, 5714 nucleotides long. RefSeq names its product elongation of very long chain fatty acids protein 6 (gene Baldspot). Bases 1354 to 2283 code for a protein of 309 amino acids. Lineage: Eukaryota; Metazoa; Arthropoda; Insecta; Diptera; Dolichopodidae. Gene Ontology annotation, biological process: fatty acid elongation, monounsaturated fatty acid; very long-chain fatty acid biosynthetic process; fatty acid elongation, polyunsaturated fatty acid. The record is from RefSeq and is a predicted model, not a curated record. Gene Ontology annotation, cellular component: endoplasmic reticulum membrane. The transcript has a single exon. Gene Ontology annotation, molecular function: fatty acid elongase activity.